Pogoniulus pusillus (Red-fronted tinkerbird) is the source of this 1315-nucleotide messenger RNA. Its product is annotated as cocaine- and amphetamine-regulated transcript protein-like. Gene Ontology annotation, molecular function: neuropeptide hormone activity. Bases 564 to 1079 code for a protein of 171 amino acids. Gene Ontology annotation, biological process: G protein-coupled receptor signaling pathway; negative regulation of appetite; positive regulation of MAPK cascade. Lineage: Eukaryota; Metazoa; Chordata; Aves; Piciformes; Lybiidae. The transcript has 3 exons. The record is from RefSeq and is a predicted model, not a curated record.
CCAAGGGGAGCUGGAGGGGACCUGGGAGGGCUGUGGGGCUCAGAGGGACCUCACAGGGAUGCUGUGGGACCCCAUGGGGACACUGGGGGGGACUUGCAGCUCCCCCAUCUCUGCUCCCCUCCGGCUGGACCCAGCCCCCCGGAGGGGCACCCAUCGGGCAGUGCCAGGCUGCUUCCUCGCUUGCGAAUGGGCCCUAUGCCUGCCCUGGGGGUCCCGGUGCGGCGAUGGGGGGAGCAGAGAGCCCCACCCCCGGCUGGCUCUGCCUCAGAGCUGCAUCCUGCUCUGUGCCCCUGUCUGCCCCAGCCCCCCCCCCGCCCCCCCGCUUCGGAUUAAAGCCGUUGGUGCCACCCGCGUGGCAGCCUGUCUGUGCCAUCGUCCCGCGGGAGCCUGGGCUCGGCCGGCGCCGCCGCGCGGGGGGCACUGCGCUGAGCUGUGUUUGCGCAGGGAAUUGGCAGAGUGGCCUCUGCCCCAGGGCAGGCCUCGGGGGGGUCACCUCGGGGGGGUUCUGCUCCGGCUGGACGUGGCACUGACGUCCAUCCUGCCGGUUCCGGGCGCCCCAUGGGAUGCCAUCUGCCAGGGACGUGCCCCUCUGCCUGGUCCAGCCGAGUGGUGGUGUCAGGGUCUGGGGGGGGCACACCCUCGUGCUCCCCAGCUGCGUCAGCAGGAGGUCUGCCCGUAUUGGGCACCAGUAUAAAGCCAGCCGUGCCAGGUGGGCAUCCGGCAGCUGCCAAGGACUCAGCCCGCCCGGGAGCAUGGCGAGCGCCUGGCUCUGCCUGCUCUGCCUGGCCAGCGCCGGCCGCGUCCUGCCUGGCACCGUGGAGCUGGCGCUGGGGCUGGCACCAGCCCAGAGCCUGCCUGGGAACAACCGGGAGGAGGUGGAGCUGCAGGUCGAGGCGCUGCAGGAGGUACUGGAGAAGCUGGGAGGCAGGGAGCUGCCCGUGGUGGAGAAGAGGCUGAGCUGGGUGCCCAUGUGCCAGCCCGGGGAGCCGUGUGCCGUGCGGAGGGGGGCACGGUUUGGGAAGCUCUGCAGCUGCCCCCGUGGCACCACCUGCAACUUCUUCAUCCUGAAGUGCUCCUGAGGGACUGGGCACACAGUGGGCACUGGAGACAUCGAGGACAUCGAGAGCAUCAGGGAUACCAGGGAUGCUGCUGCCACCCACCAGAAUGCUGCUCACCCAGGCUGUGCCCUCUAUGCCCCCAGCCCCCUCCCUGGGCACAUGUCUGGAGUUGUGGACACAGCACCCUGGCACCCUUGGGUGCCCUGGCACAUGGGGCUGUGGGUGCCUAAGGCCGCAUUAAAGGACUCAGAGCCCUG